CGGGCGUCCUCGCAAGGUCGCUUUGCGGAACGGGGACGCGGGUCUUUGACAAGGGACAGGUUUGGGGGUGCGAGGUGUCCUUGCUGCCUCGGCGACAUGUCGGGGUACACGCCGGAUGAGAAACUGCGGCUGCAGCAGCUGCGAGAGCUGAGGCGACGAUGGCUGAAGGACCAGGAGCUGAGCGCUCGGGAGCCAGUGCUGCCCCCGCAGAGGACCUGGCCCUUGGAGAGGUUCUGGAAUAAGUUUCUGCAGAACGAGGCCCCUUGGAGGAAGUUGGUCUAUAAAACAUACCGGCACAGCAUCUUUGUUUUCACUCAUGCACUUAUACCUGCAUGGCUUAUUCAUUAUUAUUUCAAAUAUCAUGUGAAUACAAAACCUUAUACCAUGGUUCAGAGGAAGCCCAGAAUAUUCCCAGGUGAUACAAUUCUGGAGACUGGAGAAGUAAUUCCACCAAUGAAAGAAUUUCCUGAUCAACACCACUGAAUUUAAUUAAAAUUUUCAAAAGUGUAUAAGCCCAAGUUUGUUCCUCAAUCAGUAUAUUUACUGAAUACAUUUUAAAAAUUUCAAUAAAGUUUACUU
Messenger RNA from Ochotona curzoniae (black-lipped pika), 579 nucleotides. RefSeq names its product NADH:ubiquinone oxidoreductase subunit B6 (gene NDUFB6). Lineage: Eukaryota; Metazoa; Chordata; Mammalia; Lagomorpha; Ochotonidae. The record is from RefSeq and is a predicted model, not a curated record. Gene Ontology annotation, biological process: mitochondrial ATP synthesis coupled electron transport; mitochondrial electron transport, NADH to ubiquinone. The transcript has 4 exons. The coding region runs from base 97 to 483 and encodes 128 amino acids.